GCCUCCGCCUCCGCCUCCAUCGUCGUCGGGGGAGGGGCCGGUCGGACCCCGGGGUCACUGCCGAGGAAUGAAGAGAGACGGCCGGGCCCCGCUCUCUGCCCCGGCCUAGGGCCUGGCCCCAGGAGUCGCCAGGGGGAAUCGAAUUCAGGACCUUGUGUUGCCGGACAGAUGCUAUGCCACUGAGCUAAAUCCUUGGCAGUAUCAUCAUUUUAACACUAAAUCACAUUUUAACAUCUCAUUUUAACACUAAAUUUUUUUUUCUCUCACAUCAUUUUUGUAAUUUUUUUUGGAAACAGUUCAUCAUGAGAAUUAAGAUUUGCACAAUUUCCCUUGAUGUUUGCUGUUUGGCUGAGACUAUAAAUUCCUUUCUACUGCUGUGUGUUCAAAUUUGGGCAAGAUGCACUAAGAUGCCAAGAAGGUGGAGACCUGAAUUUUGAUCUGUGUCCUCCACAUCCAACAACCUGAAAGUACUUCAUGAUCACAUGACCCUGGACAUGGAUGCUGUCCUGUCGGAUUUUGUCCGUUCCACAGGAGCAGAGCCUGGGCUAGCCCGAGAUCUCCUGGAAGGAAAAAAUUGGGAUGUGAGUGCUGCCCUCAAUGAUUUUGAACAGAUACGUCAAGUCCAUGCUGGGCACCUGCCACCACCCUUUAGUGAAGGAAGUAGUAGCUCCAAGACCCCUGAAAAGGGGUGUUCUGAUAGAGAGUGUGCUCGUCCUUCCCGACCUACCCUCCAGCGGCAAGAUGACGUCAUCCAAGAAAAACGCCUGUCUAGGGGCAUCUCCCACGCCAGCUCCAGCAUUGUCUCCCUGGCCCGGUCCCAGGUCUCUUCCAGUGGUGGGGGUGGGGGGAGCAGUGAGCACCCCCUGGAAAUGCCCAUCUGUGCCUUCCAGCUUCCAGAUCUCACUGUGUACAGUGAAGACUUCCGCAGCUUCAUAGAGAGAGACCUCAUUGAGCAGUCCAUGCUGGUUGCCUUGGAACAGGCAGGGCGUUUGAAUUGGUGGGUUAGUGUGGACCCCACCUGUCAGAGACUUCUUCCUUUGGCAACUACUGGAGAUGGGAACUGUCUCCUGCAUGCAGCUUCUCUUGGAAUGUGGGGCUUCCAUGAUCGGGACUUGGCACUGAGAAAAUCUUUGUAUGCACUGAUGGAAAAGGGAGUGGAGAAAGAAGCACUGAAAAGACGCUGGAGGUGGCAGCAAACACAGCAGAACAAAGAGUCAGGGCUGGUGUACACAGAGGAAGAAUGGCAGAAGGAAUGGAAUGAACUGAUCAAGCUUGCCUCAAGUGAACCGCGAAUGCAUCUUGGCACCAAUGGAGCCAGUGGUGGAGGGGUGGAGAGCUCGGAGGAGCCUGUGUAUGAGAGCCUGGAAGAAUUCCACGUCUUCGUCCUUGCUCAUGUGCUCAAGAGGCCAAUAGUUGUUGUGGCGGACACCAUGCUGAGGGACUCUGGAGGGGAAGCAUUUGCUCCUAUUCCCUUUGGGGGAAUCUAUCUGCCCUUGGAGGUCCCUGUCAGCCAAUGUCACCGAUCUCCUCUGGUGCUCGCCUAUGAUCAGGCCCACUUUUCUGCACUUGUGUCCAUGGAGCAGAAGGAAAGUGCCAAGGAACAAGCUGUGAUCCCACUUACAGACUCAGAGCAUAAGCUGCUGCCCUUGCACUUUGCAGUGGACCCAGGAAAGGGCUGGGAGUGGGGCAAAGAUGACAGUGACAAUGUCCGAUUGGCCAGUGUAAUUCUGUCUUUGGAGGUCAAAUUGCAUCUGCUGCAUAGCUACAUGAAUGUAAAGUGGAUCCCACUGUCCUCUGAUGCACAGGCUCCUCUGGCGCAGCCCGAGUCUCCAACAGCUUCAACUGGCGAUGAGCCCCGGUCUACUCCUGAGUCUGGGGAAUCUGACAAAGAGUCUAUUGGCAGCAGUUCUGCCAGCAAUGAGGGCAACAAGCGGAAAGAGAAGUCCAAGCGAGAGCGGGAAAAGGACAAGAAGAGAGCAGAUUCUGUGGCUAACAAACUGGGCAGCUUUGGCAAAACCCUGGGCAGCAAGCUCAAGAAGAACAUGGGAGGCCUGAUGCACAGCAAAAACUCUAAGCCUGGAGGGGUGGGGACUGGGUCAGGGGUGAACAGUGGCACUGAGACACUGGAGAAGAAGAAGAAAAACUCACUGAAGAGCUGGAAGGUUGGCAAGGAAGAGGCCGCAGGGGAUGGGCCUGUAUGUGAGAAGCCCACCUCUGAGUGCGUUGGUAAUGGAGGGAGCAAGUACAGCCAGGAAGUGAUGCUAAGUCUGAGCAUUAUGAGGAUUACAAUGCAAGGGGAGGGAAAAUUUAUUUUUGUUGGAACCCUGAAGAUGGGUCACCGUCAGCAGUAUCAGGAGGAGAUGAUCCAGCGGUACCUUGCAGAUGCUGAGGAGAGAUUCCUGGCAGAGCAGAAGCAGAAGGAGGCAGAGAGGAAGAUCAUUAACGGAGGGGUAGGGAGUGGGCCUCCUCCAGCCAAAAAACCAGAGCCAGAUAGUGGGGAGGAGCAACUGACUGCACCCCCAGGCGAGUCCAAGGCAAUGGCUUUCUCAACUGGUUACCCAGGGGGCUUCACUAUCCCUCGGCCUUCUGGGGUUGGAGUUCACUGCCAGGAACCCAGGAGACAGCUGGCAGGGGGUCCAUGUGUUGGGGGGCUACCACCAUAUGCUACCUUCCCCAGACAGUGCCCUCCUGGGCGACUUUAUCCCCAGCAGGACAGCAUCCCACCUCUGGAGCCAGGUAUUCACUCCAAGGAUGGAGUUCACAGAGUCACAUUGUUACCCACUCCCUCCCGUGUGGCUGAUUCCUAUAACAACGGCUACAGGGAGCCCCCUGAGCCAGAUGGAUGGGCUGGAGGUCCCUGGGGGCUUCCCCCAACCCAGACCAAGUGCAAACAACCGAACUGCAACUUCUAUGGACACCCUGAGACAAACAACUUCUGCUCCUGUUGUUAUAGGGAAGAACUGAGGAGAAGGGAACGGGAACCCAGUGGGGAGCUGCUGGUGCACAGAUUCUGACUGAUGGGACCUUGGAGGGCAAGGGGCUAAACAAAGUGAAGUUUGACUCAUUGACUCCUCAAGAUCCAGCCUCAUGUUGAUGGUGCAAAUGCAAAAAUGUCUGUGAGAGCCUGGCUGGAAAUUUUCAAGUCUGUGUGCACUGAAGUGCUGCCCGGCUGGUAGGAGCAGGUAGGGCUGGUUGGUGCCCAUGGGCUGCACUGCUUUGCAAAGCUUGAUUUGACGGGACUGAGGAGCCACGACAGAGUAGGAGACGGUGAUUUGUUUCAUUAGGCUUUGUGUCCCAUCCCAGAACCUAAGAGAAAAUAGUGGGGGAAGAUUUGGAGUGUGGGUGGGAGGUAGGCAGAUGUUGGGGAGGAAAAGUAAAGGGGGUUCUGUCAAAGUUAAGGUAGACCACAGUUCUUUUAGGUUCAGAAGAAACACGGUGAUGGAACUGGGAGCAUAGAGGGAAACGGAUAUUGGACAGAUUUACCGUUGAUUUUAAUAAAGUAUAGAUUAGGUUUGGGCAGCUCUCCCCCAAGGGAUGUAAAAAGGCAAGGCAGUACUGGGUCUCCUGAGUACUUGUUAGGAAGAGGAAGUAGUUAAAAUUCCAGGGUUUGAAGAUAGCAAAAAGAGGAACUUAAAAGGGAAUUCUUCUCCUCUUAAGUUUUAUUUCCUUUUCUAGUCAUGUCUUCCAUGCUAGUUUGAGAGGACAUGGUUGAUGACCCCCAUCUUUUCCUCAUCCUUUUUGAAGGCUGAGCUCAGCUAAAUUAAGGUUAUGGUUUUUAAAAAACAUUUAAGUCAUUUUUAAAAAAUUUCCUCUGAAAAAAGUGUGAUGAGAAGAACAGCUGUUUUGAAUUUUUUCCAGGUGAAUGGGUGCAGCGUGUUUAACUACUUGGCAAUAACCAUACAUGUGUUGGAGGGGAUAGUACUUUGGGGCAGGUUGAGGAAGGACAGACAGACACUUUGGCCACUGUUUGAAACCAAACCAAAAACCUACGUAAAGCACUACCAUCUUCUGCUGCUGUGUUUCUGUAGAAAGCAACUUAUUUCAUUGACUAAUUUUUUUAAGGAAAAGAAAAAAUAUACCCCAACAAACCAUUUUUAAGAAUGAUGAUGAUGAUGAUGAUGAUGAUGAUGAUGAUUAUUAUUAUUAUUUUUCCUAUUUAAGUGAUUCUUUCUCCUUUUCUCUCUGCUUUUGGAGAAUGAAUUUAACAUCCCGGCUUCUUUUGUUAAGCCAUAGUUGACCUUAAUCUGUGAUUAGUUUAUUAAAGUAAUAAUAAAAUACUUUGUAAGAGAAGAUAUUUUUGAUAUUAGGAUUGAUAUUGAAACAGAUUGGGGGUUAGGGGCAAUUUAUAAAAAGGUAGUUAAGAAAAUAUUUUAGUGAACUAUAACCACAGGUCACAUAUUACUCUCUCUGAGCUUAUCUGUCUAGAUUUCUCCCUUUCCCUGACUCAGCCCUGUUUUCCAGGGGGUAGGGAUGGGGAUGUGGACACGGAAGGGGAGCUCUUUUGCAUUUUGCACAAAGCACAAGUCUGGACAGCUUAUGCUGUGGCCAGAACCAUUUCUAAGAGCUUUAAACCAGACCUAUCCUGGGCCAAUUUUUCUUUAUAUUUUUUUUCUGGUAGAAAACACAAAAAACAAACUAUGCAAUUAUAUAAACUCCAGAAGGCAUAUAAAGAAGGGGGAUAAGUGCACUUAAGUGUCCAGAAGGUUAAUCAGGCUAUUUUCAUACUUGGAUUUCUUUGUUGAAGCAUGUGUUAAUCACUGUCCCAUGGCCACAUCUGCUAUAGGGUACACAUGGUGUGAGUAUAUUUGUGUGUGUUGGGGGAACUUAUUUGUGUGUUUGCCCAGUCAGGAAAGUUUUCAUUUCAUUUCCUUCUUGGUAAUAAAUCCAGCCAAGAUCUUCUCACUGAAACUACUCAGUUUAGAAAAGUUCUUUCUCCUUAACAGACUUGAAAGUCACUUGUUUUGCAAAUCUGCUGGUCUGUUGUUUAAUUAUUUCAAAUGGCUGUCUUAGGCUUUUAUUGGACAGCAGGUUGGUUUUAAGGAAACAGGCUCCACAGGAAAGGAUAGGUGUUUUUCUGGACAGAGCUGGCAUCUGAGACAAGCACUCCCCUUAGGUGUAAAAUUUAAAAGGGUAAUCAAGACUUGAAAAAUAUUAAGAAUUGUGAGAAACAACACCAAAAAUCCAUGUUGAAUACAGUAUCAAAAUUUUAGACAGGAUCUCGCUACUAUACUUGUAUCCAGCACCCUGAAGGCUGGGGCAAGAGCGUCACUGUGACUUUGAGGCUAGCCUGGACUACAUAGGUCAAGGCCAGCUGGCACUAUAUCUCGAGAUCCUAUCUAAAAAACAAACAAAUUUAAAAGGAUCUUAUAGGACCAGAAUUAGGAUGUGAAAAGCAGGGUUGGAUUGAACAAGUAUGCGGAUGAUUUCCAUCUUUAUAUUUCUGAUACAUCAUUCAUUAUGAGUUACACAUUAAUUUUUAUUUGUAAUGCAUAUUGCAGCAAAAUAGUGUUUAUCUUGGUUCUUAGAUUUUUAUGCAUCCCUCAUAUUGUAGCCUAGGUGAAUGCCUAUUUCACUUCACCCUGCUCUUUCCCAUUUCUGAGGUUCGAACAACACUGGUGAGACCACCUUGUUGCCUCCAUCCCUUACUAUGCACUCAGACCGCACCCAGGAUCUGUGCAGCUUGCUUCUCCUGCAGGACCAUCAUAGGAGAGUGCUGGCUUGGUCAAGAGGAAUGGGAACAGCCUAGGGGUUUCCCAGAGAAAAAAACAGGGAAGGUGAUUGUCCAUUAGACUGCUGCAUUUGGACUUGAUCUGUUACUAGAUUUAGCUAAAACUUUUGUUUUUAAAAAGAAGACAAAUGAGCAAAAGUAGAAACCUUGUAUCAUGUUUCUUUUUAUUUAUAAACUACACAAUCCCAAUUCCCUUUGCCCUCAAAGGAAAAAAAAAAAAAAAUGGAAAUUCAGGAGAGGGGAAGGGAGUCCAAGAGUGAAUGUGAUAAAGUAGGGCUUUAAGCCUUAUUUAAUAAAUUAUUUUCUACUUGAGAAGAUAACUAUUAAGGCUUUGGGAAAUUGCAUUCUAGGGACAAGGGACUCAGAGACAACAGAUAUUUUUAAAAUAGGAAACAGUGAAGUUUGUUUUGGGUUUUCUUUUGAAGAGGGGUCCCGUAGGAUGGGUUAAGAAAUAAUGCCUGGCAAAUCAAAAUAGACAAAGAUUGCUUUGAUAUUUUGGAAAGACAAGGAAUGAGAUAGGCAGUCCCAUGCAGUAGCAUGUUGGGGCAAGGGAAAGGGUUAUCUGGUGUAUGCUUAGCAUGUAAAACUUUGGUGGAUGAGGUGGUGCUCAACUGUAAUCCCAACACUCAGGAGCCUGAGGCAGGAGGUUUGCCACCAAGUACAAGGCCAGUCUGAGCUACACAGUGAGUUCAAGGCCAGCUAGAACUACAUAGCAAAGCACUGUCUUUAAAAAACCAAAACCAAAACAAAACCCAUAAACAACAAUAACAAACUUCCUUGGUUCAUGAGAGGUACGUGAAUGAAGGGGGCCCCCUGUAGCCUUGGUGAAGUAUGACAUCUCUCAGGCUAAAAUUUAAGUGCACUUAGUUCCUUUCAUCUAGGGUAUCUGAGGUACCUACUGAAGUUUUUAAUGGGAAGGCGAGAUUUUCAGCGUUAUUCCUCUUCUGAAACAAUGUUACCCCUUUAUGUUAUAUUCUUUGUCCCAUCCCCAAGGGAGCAAAUAUACUACAGGGUAAGCCCCCAAAAUCCUCCUCUGCUGAUUUUAGAGUCAACUAGAAGCCUCCCCUCAGUCUGAUUUUAAAUAAUUUUUUAAAAAGUCUCAGCUGGGCAUGAUGGUGCAUCUCUGUAAUUCCAGCAAGGGAGGCUGAGGCAGCAGGACUGCAAGGAAUUUGAGGCCAGCUUGAAGUAUACACAUAGCAAGAUCCAGUCUUAAAAAACAGCAACAAAAAGUCUCUUAAGGAGUAGGGGAUGGUAUUAAAGUCAGCACUGUGCAGGGUAUUGGAGUGGACAUGCCCUUUUCCCCAAAGUAAAGCUCACAGAAUAAUAAAAAUUAGCAACAACUUUGUAUUGUAUCUUUGGGAAAUGAUAACAAGCCUGAAAGAAGGGAGUUGGUUCUCAAGGAUUUCUGAGAACCUAGCUUUUAAUGUUACUCCUUUCAACCACAUGUCCAAGGUUCCCAGCACAUUUUUUUCUUAAUAAAGGAAUGUUUCAGA
Molecule: messenger RNA, 7221 nt
Organism: Cavia porcellus (domestic guinea pig)
Lineage: Eukaryota; Metazoa; Chordata; Mammalia; Rodentia; Caviidae
Gene: Otud7b
Product: OTU deubiquitinase 7B
Exons: 13
Coding region: 483-3014 (843 amino acids)
Biological process (GO): protein K48-linked deubiquitination; protein K11-linked deubiquitination; protein deubiquitination involved in ubiquitin-dependent protein catabolic process
Cellular component (GO): nucleus; cytoplasm
Molecular function (GO): DNA binding; zinc ion binding; cysteine-type deubiquitinase activity
Source: RefSeq, a predicted model, not a curated record